This is a messenger RNA of Telopea speciosissima, 906 nucleotides long. RefSeq lists its product as uncharacterized. The transcript has 4 exons. The record is from RefSeq and is a predicted model, not a curated record. NCBI's taxonomy places the organism in Eukaryota, Viridiplantae, Streptophyta, Magnoliopsida, Proteales, Proteaceae. The coding region runs from base 1 to 906 and encodes 301 amino acids.
AUGGACUUCGUUACAGGAUUACCCCAUAUACCUAGGGAUGUUGAUGCUAUAUGGAUCAUUGUGGAUAGGUUGACAAAGACGGCACAUUUCAUUACCAUCAAAGUCACCUAUUCUGUGGAUAGAUUGACCCGCUUGUACAUUGAUAACGUGUAUGGGAAGAAGUGCCGAACUCCCUUGUAUUGGGACGAAGUAGGUGAGCGGCGCAUUCUUGGGUUAAAACUGAUACAAAAAACCUAUGAGAAAGUGGAUUUGAUCCGGGAAAGAAUUAAAGCUGCCCAGUCUAGGCAAAAAGGCUAUGCCGACCAGAGGCGAAAGGACCUGGAGUUCCUCGUCGGUGACAAGGUAUUUCUCAAGGUGUCGCCUACAAAAGGGGUGAUGCGAUUCAGCAAGAAAAGUAAAUUAAGUCCGAGGUAUAUUGGGCCUUACGAGAUUCUUGCAAAGGUUGGACCGGUGGCAUAUCGGUUAGCACUUCCACCAUCUCUCGACGUCGUACACGACGUCUUUCACAUAUCUAUGUUGUGGAAGUAUGUACAUGACCCCAGUCAUAUCCUGUCUCAGGAACCACCAGAGCUGGUGGCAGAUAUGUCUUAUAAGGAACAGCCCGAGAAGAUUCUAGACAGUAAGGUGGUAAAUCUCCGCAACGGACCUAUUCAUUAUGUGAAGGUGAAGUGGUGCAACCACACGGAAGAAGAAGCUUCCUGGGAAGUCAAGGUAGAAAUGCGAAUGAAAUACCCUUCCCUGGGAUUUCUACAAGAUUCUGCUGCCGUGUAUGCUGGUAGUGGAUAUUUAGCUGGCCUGGAUGUACAACCUACAGACUAUGAUGGUAUUGGUACAGAGGAACCUGGUUACGUGUCAGAGGAACACGACGAUAGUUGCCCCUGCGAUGAUUGUGCCUAUGGGCACUGA